CGGUCAAGUUUUUCUCGUGGUCUGUAGUCAUCUAUAGACUUUUUGCACAAUCUUGCGUUACCGAGCGAAGACCAUUCCAUUUUCACGCAAAAGAGAAACUUGUUGCACAUAGCGAAGCAUUUAACCACCGUUCACCAUGUCUGUGGCUGAGUUUUUAAAUGGAUUACCUUCGUAUAAUGAGAACAAUUUUACACGCUUCCACUCUGACAAUGGAAGUCGUACAAGUGUGAAGCGGCCCUCUGUCUACCUGCCUACCAAAGAGUAUCCAUCAGAACAAAUUAUUGUUACUGAGAAAACCAAUAUCCUUCUAAGAUACCUUCACCAACAAUGGGACAAGAAGAGCCUCCAAAAGAAGCGAGAUGGUGUGGAUGCUGGAGAGGACUUUACCUGCCCCUCUCGCAAACGACCCCGAAUGGAAAAUGGAUCUGCAUCAGCAGCACCAUGAUCAGAGUCGUCUGACGUUUGGGACACAUUUGCCCUCAUCUCAUCCACCUGCUGGCCAAGUUGUCCCUGUCUUCAUGUGUAAAAAUGACCUAUCAGCUGAUGGGCAAAGUGUUUUUGUGAACUGAAUUUUGUACAAGGACAGUUUGAUUUUUUGACUCCAAAUGUAAUGAAUAUUACCUCAUUUGUACCUCAGAAUUCAAACAGGAAAUUUUUUCUCAGGAAGUAAGUGAAAAUUUAGUUGGUGUUUUAUUUAUUUAUUUUCAGUCUUCCCCAGAACCUGCCAAAAUGAGAAUCCUUAGCUUACAGCCUAAUACAGCUACUGAGCGAAUAAUUGGCUAUUCUUUUCUGUUGAAUCCAUCAAUAUUCUAGUGUUGCAUCCCGAAGACCUUUGUAAAUUUCUUGUAUAGAUGUGUACAUAUUAAGCUUGCCCAUACCUUGCUAUCAUUUUCAUGGCACAGUUUUUUACACUAUCAAUAUGAGUGUUCUACACUGUGGUAUUGAUUAUGGUAACUCGAGUAUGGUCAACAUCUUCUCAUAGGCAGUGUGUUUGUUUAGAAAUUAAUGAAAAUACAGAUUCAACCUAGCUGGUUUACCGAUGUCAUAAGUUCUAUUUGAAAUUGUACCAACUACUUAUGCAGCUCUCUGAUGUGACUUACUAAAUGCUCUCCCUCCAGUCUCUAUAUUUUGGCAAAAGCAAAUAAUCAAGUCAAAUUUUCUUGUACCAUUACAAGUGUAAUAGUAAUAAAUGAUAUGUGAGUAGCAUCCAAUGAUCCUCUGCAUUUAACUUUCAGUAUGUGACUGCCAAUCAACCCAUUGCCUUUUGCUAAUUGGAAACUGAUAAGCUGCUAUGUUCAUUUAUCUAGUUAUUGUGUCUGUGUGUGAAAAUCUUUCUUUACAAAAGGUUAAGCAGUCUUCUGGUGUGAUAUAUAAAUAACAUUUUUUUAAAACAAAACUAAAAAAAAAAGAAGAAAAAACAAGGAUGCAGUUGACAUGUAAACUUGUCGCAGCCCCCCCUGUGAUGUUGGCUGUUUCUUGCAUGAGUUGUGGCCGUUCCGCUCUACAUUGCACAAAUUAUGCAUUUUUUGUGUCCUGUGCAUCUGAGUUUAAUAUAUCUUAAAAAAAUAUUUCUCUCAAAAAUUGAUUGUAACUUGGCGUAAUAACCAUCAAUACUGUGGAUUCCACCUGGGUGUAAUAAGGAUUGCCUUCAUGUGUUGGGUGGUUGUGAGACAUGUCUGUCUGUGUGCUCUUAGAUAUAUGUUGCUCAUUGUAUAUAUUAUUUACAUUCGGAAAUUCCGAAACCUAUUGCUGAUUUUUUUAAAUUGGUUACAGAUCUAGAUUUCACAAUUUCUUUUAUGGAUCCUUUGUCGUUAAAUUAAUGAAAUGCAAUCUGUAUUAUGCUCUUUUGCAAUAGAAUGUGCUAGACCAUGUGUCUAUAAUAUUGAAUACAUCCCAAUUCUUGCUGUGAUUUAUUUUCUGUAUUAUUUCCCUUGAUUUUGUUUAGCACAUUAUGCACAAUUAUUAAGAAACAUUUUCCAUAGGAAGGCGUCAGUUGCCAAUUAUGUGGUCGGUCACAUUUAGUGAUCAGGUGUGAUGACCCAUGAAAUGUUUUCAAUAAAGACUUUUGUGUUCAACAUCA
Molecule: messenger RNA, 2080 nt
Organism: Thrips palmi
Lineage: Eukaryota; Metazoa; Arthropoda; Insecta; Thysanoptera; Thripidae
Product: DET1- and DDB1-associated protein 1
Exons: 4
Coding region: 137-445 (102 amino acids)
Biological process (GO): positive regulation of proteasomal ubiquitin-dependent protein catabolic process
Cellular component (GO): Cul4-RING E3 ubiquitin ligase complex
Source: RefSeq, a predicted model, not a curated record